AUGGCGGGUUUCCUGAACACCGCACUGCCUUCUGACGACGAAGAGGACGACGAUUACAACCCUGCUGCGGACAACACCGCUGAGCGCGAGGACUUACCUCAGACAGGUGGCCCAGGUCGCGGCGGCGCAAGUAGAAAGCGCAGGCGCGGCGCGGCCAUCGCAGCCACCGCCGGCAAUGAUGACGCUGACGAUGGCGGUGAUGACGGCGAUGAUGAUGACGACGGCAACGAGGCGGCGGAGGCCAGUCCGCAGAACUUGGACCCCAGCGCACUGGCCAAGCAGGCCAAGGUGGCGUCUCUGUGGCAGCAGAUCAACGCGCGGGCUGCGGCCAAUGGCAGCGCAACGCAGCGUCCGCCCUCCUCCGCGGUGAACUUGGCAGCGCUGUGUCGCUCAAAUCUGGGAGCUAAGAAACCCAAACGAGCUGACCAGGACGCGAUCUGGAUGCGCAACCUGGGCCUGCUCAAAAGGCCCACGAAGCCCGCCGACGUGGCGUCCUCCCUCAGGCCGGGGGACGCCGAGCCGGGGGUUUCCAACGGCCUGUCGCCGCCGCAGCCGCAGCCGCUGACCGCCGCAGCCGCCAGCGGCAGCGCCUCGCCGCUGUCGUCCCGCGGCGGUACACCGGGCCCAGUGGCUUCAGAGGAGGAGAAGCGCGCGCUGGCGGCGGCGGCGCUGGCGGCGGCACGUGACACGACGACGGCGGGGUCCCGGUUGGGCAAGGUGGCGGUUACGGAGGUACGGCGAUUUGCCGGCAGAGAUAUACAGGUGACCAUGCAUGUGGACAAGGACAGCAAGGAGGCUCAGAAGGCCGCGGCCCGGGCCGCCGCACCCCCACCGCCGCCCACUUCUUCAGGGCUCGAUGCCAUUCUGGCGGAGAUUGACAAGAAGAAAAAGGUAGGGAGUGAGGUCAGCGUGUUGGACAAGACGAAGGCGGACUGGAGCGAGUACAAGGCCGCCAACACUGAGGUUGACGAGGAGCUUGAGACUUACAAGAAGAGUGGGGAUCAGUAUCUGGAUAAGCAGAAUUUCCUUAAACGAGCCGAACUGCGGGAGUACGAGAAGGAGCGCGACCUGCGUCUGGCGUCAGAUGGCUAUGCGGCCCUGCCGCAGCACAUGGCCCGCAGGCUGGGAGAUCUUAUGCGGAUCAUUCAGGAGCGUUUGCCGUGGGUAGAGGUCGACGGGCGCCGUAUCCAAGCGGACGACAGCCCCGCCCGAUACGCGCUGCGGGUGAGCUUCAACUGCCUUGUCGUGGUCAACAUCACUUCGAUGCCGUCCAAAACGUCCUCUGGCACGCAAGCUAACUGCGAUAAGGAUGGAGAUGAGGAGUUGCAGGCGCAGGCCACCCUGAUGGUUCGGUCCGCCCUGGAGAGGCUAGGCGGGCCCCUGCUGCACGAGGGCAGCCUGACUGUGGAGGAGAAGACCUACAUCGCCCGACUGGCCACCGCGGGGGGCAGUGAAGAGGUGCAGAGGCUCGUCAAGACAACUCCAGCGCACGUACUGGCGCUGUACAUGCUGCAGGCCCAGUACGACAUUGAGUUGCGGAUCAUCAAGUGGGUCCUGCAUUACGUGGGUGCCCGGUGCGCGAAGGAGGCCUAUGUCCGUGCACGCUACCAGCCUCCUAGGGGGCCCCCCGGCGCCUCCGUUGCCGCUGCCGUCUCUUCCGCCCGCACCGCCUGGCUGAGCCACAGCACCGCCCUGGGCAAGCUGGACGCCGCUUCCUCCUCCUCCUCCUCGUCGGGCCUGAUCAGCCCUCUGUCCGCCUUCAUGGUGGCUGAGGCACGGAGCAGCUCGGAGGGCGCCACGAAGGAAACCCUGGAGCUAAUGAAGAAGGCGGCGAUGGCUGCCGAGCGGCGCGGUGACGACCUGAUGGCCUGGCUCGCCCGGCUGAAUGUGGCCCAGCUGCUCAUACACGGGGGGCAGGGACGCACGUUUUUGGAGGAGGAGGUGCUCGCGGAGAUUGACGCGGCGGCGGCCCAGCGGGCUUCUGUCGAGGGCUGGGGCGGUACCGUACUGUUGGAGAGCCGCUGCCGUACACUCAAAGACGCGCUGGCAAAGAGUCUCCAGGAGGCUCGCGAGCUGCGGCAGAAGCAGUUGGCAGAGGCUGGGUCCGGUUCUGAAGGAGAGGCGGAUUCGGGCCGGCUGCCGAGCAUAAUUAUUCGCGACCAGGUUGGGACGCUGACGCCUGUGGCGUUGCCGCACCGGGAGUGCGCAGGCUGCAAGCGUUUGUUCGACAAGGCGUUAAUGUGUGGCAAGUGCAAGCAGGCCUGGUAUUGCGGUCGUGAAUGUCAGGUGGCGCACUGGCGUGCCGGCCACAAGAAUGAAUGCGCGGCUCUUGCAAACGCGGCUGCAGUCGCGGCGGCAGGGAGGACUACUAAAGGCGGCGAUGGUGACGACGGCACAGCGUGA
Molecule: messenger RNA, 2403 nt
Organism: Volvox carteri f. nagariensis
Lineage: Eukaryota; Viridiplantae; Chlorophyta; Chlorophyceae; Chlamydomonadales; Volvocaceae
Exons: 16
Coding region: 1-2403 (800 amino acids)
Source: RefSeq, a predicted model, not a curated record